UCCUCGUAGUAGGCGGCGAUCGAGAAGCGCCACACCGAAAAUCGGCGAAACGCGCGCACCAUAAACGCCGUCCGCUUGUUUCGCACCAUACACACACACACUAGAUUGUUUCACGAAGACAAUUGCAAGCGCGGUUGCAUCGCACAUCAGCCCGUGUUUACGCGAGUCGGAGUUGUUUUCGUUCUUCAGUUUUUCGCGAGUUAUUUGUGGUUAUUUUCUUUCUCUGGUUAUUCAUCUGGAUGAAAUAAACUAUUGGAGUUCAGAAACAAAUGAGUCUGAUGAGGAAGUGAAAUCUUCUUGGCUACACUGGCGCCACACAAUCGCCACGUACAAGAUAGAUGAUUUUGUAGCGGCGACGGGCCGAAGCAGGAAGCGCAGCGGUAGCGGCUACCAGCGCGCCGCUUCCGUGGCUAGCAGCGGAACGUGGUAGCGAACCGGCACCAUCAUUGGCGUAGAGAUUGCCCCUUCCCUUUGCCCAAUGGGGGCCGAGACCUCCCCCCAACAGCAGUACUCCUUGCGAUGGAACGACUUCCACUCGUCCAUCCUGUCCUCAUUUCGCCAUCUGAGGGACGAGGAGGAUUUUGUGGACGUCACUUUGGCGUGCGAUGGCUGUUCCUUCACUGCUCACAAGGUGGUGCUGUCGGCGUGCAGUCCGUACUUCCGCAGACUGCUCAAGGCCAACCCUUGCCAGCAUCCCAUCGUUAUCCUUAGGGAUGUUCAAAAGAAAGACAUGGAGAGUUUAUUAAGGUUUAUGUACAAUGGCGAGGUUCACAUUGCCCAAGAACACUUAACGGAUUUUUUAAAGACUGCGCAAAUGUUGCAAGUGAGGGGAUUGGCCGACGUAUCGGCCGCCGCCACUGGACAAAGACUAACCACCACAACAGCCACACCAUCGGAACAAAAGAUCUCAAAUAAUUCUUCCUCAUUACCGUGGGCUACCGACCGUCCAGAAGCGUUGCGGGAGGGUCGGCUAUCUCCCCCUCCCGCGAAAAGGGCACGUAGUUCGGAAAGGGAUAGUUUUCCCAGCUUUAGGGAACGCAGCCCUUCGUCGAGUAACAACAACGGGGAGAUGCCCGAGUCGUUACUGGGGCAAGCGUUGGAAGGAGGACCUACUAUCUUAACGAAAGAAAAAUCCAGCAAUAACUCCGAAUCGCCCCAGCAAACGUGCGAAGAUAGCAAUAGUAGCGACACGGCGCCGAGCGAUCACGGCGACGGCGAACCCGUCACACCAAAGACUGAACCACCCGACUACCCCAACAUGCUGGACGAGCACAAUCCCUUUCACACCAACGGCGGCUUGCUGGACCAGACGAGGUCGCCGUCCUUUCCAGGCGCUCUACUUGGACUACAAGAUCACCCUCUUGCAGGAUUAAGUGGAUUGAUGCCUGGACCUUCUGGAAUGCAUGGGAACGCCAAUGAUUUUGUUUCAAGACGAUCGUUGGAUAUGAUGCGAGUGAGAGCCACAGAUCCGAGACCCUGUCCGAAAUGUGGUAAAAUCUACAGGUCCGCACACACGUUAAGAACACAUUUGGAAGACAAGCACACGAUAUGUCCUGGCUACAGGUGCGUAUUGUGUGGUACAGUGGCCAAGUCCAGGAAUUCCCUCCAUUCGCACAUGUCCAGACAGCAUCGGGGGAUCAGUACGAAGGAUCUUCCUGUGUUGCCGAUGCCAGCGCCAUUCGAUCCGGAACUGGCUAGCAGGUUGCUUGCGAAGGCCGGCGUCAAAAUCAGCCCCGCCGAGCUGCGGGCCCGAGCGUCUCCCACCGGACCUCGGCGAUCCGACGUGAAGCUGGACGCCAAGAGCGCCUACUCGGGGGCGGCCUCGGAGGCGGGCAGCUCCAUCUGCGGCGACAACGACCCGGAGGACUUGACGGUGUCGCAGGCCAGCAGGUACGGGCCCGUCGAUUUCGCGCUGUCGCCGCCACUGGGCCACCAGAACAAUUUUAAGCCGCACAGGUUCAACAUAGCCACCGGCCAGGCCGUCGCGGCCAAAAGCAUCGAUUCCCUCCAGCACCUCUCCAAAGAACCCUACCCCGCCCCCCUGGCGCCUCCCGUCUCGGCCGCCAACACCACCGGCUCCGCCAUCUUGGACACCUACCUCCAGUUCAUCACCGAGAACAGCGGCAUGAUGGGCAUGAUGAACCCCGAGCAAGCGGCCGCCGCCAUGCAGGCCGCCAAGCUCGCCCAGCUCAACGCCAUGGGCAUGGACAAGGUGGCCCAGCAGCAUUUUUUGGAGAAAAUGCACCAGCAAAUGCAGAGCGCGAACGAUUUGAUGAUAAAAAGGAACGAUGAGAUUAGGAGGAAUGACGGGGAGCUUAUUAUGAAUGAUAGAAAUGAAAAAGAUCAUGAGGAAGGUGAUUCUUCUGGGGGUGAAGAGGAUGAUUACAGUGAUGAGGAGAUGGAACCUGAAGGUGUUAAAGCGGGAGAUUAAGUAAACGAUGGAGGUGUAGAAACGUAGGUUUUUAGUGACGGUUCAGUUAGUGCCGUUGGUCUUGCCAUAGAACGCGUGUAUAAUUCCAUCCCAACUACCUCAGUUUGAAUCUUGUUAGAGUAUAUUUAUUGUUUUUUUAUACGUAUAUUUUUUUCCUCGAGAAAUAUUCGCGAUAUUUGUUGAAAUGAAUAAGGACAGCAAAUUAAGGUCUUUUCAUUAGCAUAUAUCGUGUAGAUUUUGUGACAAAGAAGAUAAUCUACUUUGACCGGCAGGAAAUAGAAUCAGGAAUUUCAACGUUCAAUAUAUUUUGUUCUAAUGAGCCGAUUUUGAUGAUUUUUUAAGCAAUGCGUAGCUAAGUUACUUGAUUUUUUAGAUCCUUCCUUAAUUUAAAAAUAAAAGUCUCAUUUGUCUAUUAUACGAGGGAGAACAAAUUGUUAUUUUUUUGGCGAAGUUUGAAAAUCGUUUAACGAAAUAAAAGGUAUUUAAAAAGUAUUUUAUUAUCAAAGUGCAAUUCUUUUCGAUAGUUUGUUUUCUUUUUGGUUUAUUUCAAUAUCUUUAUUUUUGUUGGAGAUAUUUGUUUUUUGAAGAUGACGAAAUCUUCUCUUUUAACUAACUUAUAUUUUUGUUUAGUUUAA
Messenger RNA from Sitophilus oryzae (rice weevil), 3066 nucleotides. RefSeq names its product protein abrupt-like. Gene Ontology annotation, molecular function: protein binding. Gene Ontology annotation, biological process: regulation of transcription by RNA polymerase II. The record is from RefSeq and is a predicted model, not a curated record. The transcript is spliced from 10 exons. NCBI's taxonomy places the organism in Eukaryota, Metazoa, Arthropoda, Insecta, Coleoptera, Curculionidae. Gene Ontology annotation, cellular component: nucleus. The coding region runs from base 479 to 2431 and encodes 650 amino acids.